This is a messenger RNA of Mucor velutinosus, 780 nucleotides long. RefSeq lists its product as uncharacterized. The record is from RefSeq and is a predicted model, not a curated record. NCBI's taxonomy places the organism in Eukaryota, Fungi, Mucoromycota, Mucoromycetes, Mucorales, Mucoraceae. Gene Ontology annotation, cellular component: plasma membrane. The transcript has 3 exons. Bases 1 to 780 code for a protein of 259 amino acids.
AUGGCAGCACUUGGUGCAAUUUUGAUUGUGUUAGGCUUGUUUUUAUGUUCAAUGGGGUUCCGCAUGGCCAAGGUUAUGUUUGCUGUCAUGGGAUUACUGACACUCGGGUCUAUGACUUGGAUUGCAUUAGCAAAUCUCAGACCAGAGGCGGGUUACAGCCGAGAUUCCAUCACUAUGAUCUGCGUUCCCGUGGGUGUUGGUGUGGUUGGGGCCAUUGCUUACUAUCUACUCUGGACCAUUGCUAUGUAUCUUACUGCAGCUUUUGGUGGAUUCAUUUUUGCCGUUUACAUUGUAAGCUGGAGAAGCGAUUUGUUGAUUAUCAAUUUGAUUGGGCGAUCUUGUUUCCUGGGUGGCAUGGGAUUGGCGUUUGCCAUUUUGGUGUACUUUGCACAUCGUCCCAUCAUGCUGUUUGUAACCUCUUUUGUGGGAUCCUACAUCAUUUUCUUUGGUAUUGAUUGCUUGGCUAGAGUGGGGUUCAUUGCAGGCCCACAAAAGCUGCUCAACAGCAAUCCUCGCCAUCUCGUCGAGUAUGAAGUGAGCAAAUUUGUGUACGUUUUGCUGGCAAUGAUCAUUGUCAUGUUCCUGUUUUCGUUCGUUUGGCAGUUUAUUUUCAAUGCAGCUAUCGAAUUUGGUCUUCAUGUUGCUGCUGCAGUCAAGGGAAAGAAGGCACACGAAGAGUUCCAUGAAGAGCACGAAAGCCAUCAUCAUAAAGAAGUACACGAAGAGCCUGCCAGUGGUGGUGGUGGUGGUGGUGGUGGAGAAGGACACUCAAACUCAUGA